AGGAGGAGGAGGAGGAGGAGGAGGAAGAUGUUCACACACACAAAGCAGCAUCUCCAGAACCCAGCUGUGUGUCUAUGAAGAGUGACGUAUCCAUGGAUCCUCCCCCUAAAUUCAGUGAUGGAGCAGUGACUCCUGACCCUGAAGUAAUGAGAGAUGAUGUGAUCAGAUCAGUGACCUGCUCUGACUCUGACUGUCAGGCCUUCAUCAGGCAGAGAGUCAAAGAACAACACAAAGCCAGCAUGAAGAACAAGUAUGAGAGAUUAUUUGAGGGAACAAAACGACAAGAGAAUCAAACCCUCCUGAACAGGAUCUACACACAGCUCUACAUCAUAGAAGGAGAGAGUGAAGGGGUGAAUGAAGAACAUGAGGUUUUACAGAUGGAGAAAACAGCUAGAACACAAGACACUGCAAUCUUCUGCAAUGACAUCUUUAACCCCUUACAUCAACCAGUAUGUUGGGAGAAAGACAAAAUCAAGACUGUUCUUACUAAAGGCAUCGCUGGAAUUGGAAAAACUGUCUCUGUGCAGAAGUUCAUUCUGGACUGGGCUGAGGGAAAAGCCAAUCAAGAUGUAGAUUGUAUGUUUGUGCUUCCAUUUCGAGAGCUGAACUUGAUUAAAGAUCACCAGUAUAGUCUUCACAGACUUCUGCUGGACUUUCAUCCUGAACUUCAAGAUCUAGACUCAAAAAUUUAUGAGGAGUGUAAAGUUGUGUUUAUCUUUGAUGGUCUGGAUGAAAGCAGCAUGACACUGAUGUUCACAGAUGAUGAGAAAGUUUGUGAUGUGAAUGAGUCUUCAUCAGUGGGUGUGUUGAUGUCAAACCUCAUCAGAGGAGAGCUGCUUCCCUCUGCUCUCAUCUGGAUCACCUCCAGACCAGCAGCAGCAAAUCAGAUCCCCUCCAAAUACAUCAACCGUUUGACAGAAAUUCAGGGAUUCAAUGAGCCUCAGAAGGAGGAAUAUUUCAGGAAGAGAAUCAGUGACGAGCAUCAAGCCAGCAGAAUCAUCUCACACAUUAGAAGAUCAAGAAGCCUUCACAUCAUGUGUCACAUACCCGUCUUCUGCUGGAUCUCUGCCACUGUGCUUCAAAACCUCCUGAAACAAGAUGACAGUACAGAAAUCCCUCAAACUUUGACUGAAAUGUACAUCCACUUCCUGCUGACUCAGAUCAACAUGAGGAAUCAGAAGUACGAUGAGAGAAAUCCAGAGAAGCUCCUGAAGUCCAACAGAGACGUGAUUGUGAAACUUGCCGAACUGGCGUUCAAACAGCUGAUGAAGGGCAAUGUGAUUUUCUAUGAGGAGGACCUGAUUGAGAGCGGCAUAGAUGUCACUGACGCCUCAGUGUAUUCUGGGAUUUGCACUGAGAUCUUUAAGGAGGAAUCUGUGAUUCAUCAGAGGAAAGUCUACUGCUUCAUUCAUCUGAGCUUUCAGGAGUUUCUAGCUGCUUUAUAUCUGUUUUACUGCCAUUUUUUCAAGAAUAAGAAAUCACUGCAGUCGUUUCUGAAUAAGAGAUAUCAGCGCUACAGUCGGAUAAACUCUUUGUAUGAGUUAUUAAAAGCAGCAGUUUCUGAAUCCUUACAGAGUGAAAAUGGACACCUGGAUAUUUUCCUGCGAUUCCUGCUGGGCAUCUCAUUGGAGUCCAAUCAGAGACUCUUAAAGGAUCUUCUGACACACACAGUGAACAAAUCAGAGACCAUCAUGAAAAUCACACAUUACAUUAAUAACAAAAUUAAGGAUGAUGAUUGUCUCUCAGCGGACAGAAGCAUCAAUAUGUUCCUCUGUCUGCUGGAAAUGAAGGAUCAGACGAUGUACAGAGAGAUUCAGCAGUUUCUGAAGUCAGAAAAUCACUCAGUGAAUCGACUCUCUCCAUCUCACUGCUCCACAUUAGCCUACAUUCUUCAGAUAUCAGAGGAGGUGCUGGAUGAGUUUGAUCUGAAGAAAUACAACACAUCAGAUGAAGGUAGAAGGAGACUGAUACCAGCUGUGCUGAACUUCAGAAAAGCUCUUUGUGCUGACUGUAAUCUCACUGAUCAGUGCUGUGAAAGUUUGUCUUCAUCUCUACAAUCAUCAAACUCACUGAGAGAGCUGGACCUGAGUCACAAUUACCUACAGGAUUCAGGAGUGAAGUUGCUCUGUAAUGGACUGAAGAGUGUCCAUUCACACUGUCAACUCAACAUACUGAGACUUGCUGAGUGUAAUCUCACUGAUCAGUGCUGUGAAAGUCUGUCUUCAUCUCUACAACCAUCAAAUUCCUCACUGAGAGAACUGGACCUAAGUAACAAUGACCUGCAGGAUUCAGGAGUGAAGCUGCUCUCUGAUGGACUGAAGAGUUCACAUUGUCAACUUAACAUACUGAGAUUAUCUGGCUGCAUGGUGACAGAGGAAGGUUGUUGUUUUCUGGCUUCAUCUCUGAGUUUAAACCCUUCACACCUGAGAGAGCUGGAUCUGAGCUACAAUCACCCAGGACAAUCAUUGCUCAAGCUGCUCUCUGAUCCAAACUAUAGAUUGGACAAACUCAAUGUGGAUCAUGGAGGAGAGUUCAGGAUUACAACAGGACAACAGAAAUAUGCAAGUGAUCUCACACUGGAUUUAAACACAGUAAACACUCAUCUCGCUCUGUCUGAGAGGAACAGGAAAGUGACACAUGUGGAAAAGAAGCAGUCGUAUCCUGAUCAUCCAGAGAGAUUUAAUAAGUGUUAUCAGGUUCUGUGUAGAGAGGGUCUGUCUGGACGCUGUUACUGGGAGGCUGAAUGGAGCGGGAGGGAGGUUUAUGUAUCAGUGACAUAUAAAGGAAUCAACAGGAAAGAAUUGAGUAAUGACUGUGUGUUUGGAUACAAUGAAAACUCCUGGAGUAUGAACUGUUUUUAUAAUGGUUUCACUGUCAAACACAAUGACAAAAUCACAGUAAUAUCUGUCCCUUCACGUCGCUCUAACAGAGUAGGAGUGUAUCUGAACUGGUCGGCCGGCACUCUGUCCUUUUUCAGCGUCUCUGACACACACACACUCACGCACUUACACAGUUUCAACAGCACAUUCACUGAACCCCUCUAUGCUGGAUUUGGGGUUUAUUCUGGUAGUUCAGUGUCUCUGUGUGAGAUUAAGCAGCUUUCUGUGAGAAACAACUGAGACACAGUUGAAUGAAAGAAACACUCAAAUUAUUUCUCUCUUUAACUCACACUGCUGUAAACUCUUUCUCUCUUCUAAUCAUAAUUUCGGUGUGUAUAUAGAAACACACACAUGUUGACACACACAUGUUGACUUUGGUCAAAAUGAGACACACCACAGACUUCUCUUGUGUUUCUAUAAAUACAUUUGAAUGCGGCUAAAAAGUAGUUUUGUCUUUCUGAGUCUCUAAGCGCCACCUGGAGGAAAAUUCUGUUUCAAGCUCAUCGGAAAUGUUCUUAGCAACCAAUUUUAUAGCUCUUCUGGCCUCGUUCGACCUCACAAGAAAACAAACCCUGCAAGAUCAAACCUUGCUCUGCCUUGAUAUGUCCUCUCAUCUCC
Molecule: messenger RNA, 3497 nt
Organism: Rhinichthys klamathensis goyatoka
Lineage: Eukaryota; Metazoa; Chordata; Actinopteri; Cypriniformes; Leuciscidae
Product: NACHT, LRR and PYD domains-containing protein 3-like
Exons: 8
Coding region: 75-3119 (1014 amino acids)
Molecular function (GO): protein binding
Source: RefSeq, a predicted model, not a curated record